AAUCCUAAAGAGGGCAAUGAACGAACCGCACCAAAACAAACCGUAGGAAAAACCUAGUCCCGCCAUUGCCAUCCUCCAAUACAGUUAAUCUGAUUCACUCGCUUCUCUCUGUCGUAAACAAAAGCUUAACACACUUCCUCUCUCCUGUAUCAGCCGGAAGAAAAUGGCUUACAGGCGAGCCAUAUCUAGCAGAGCGAAUUUUACAGCUCGGCGUUACCAUCCAUCGGUUUGUCACAUUGUCAACGACGACGAUCGCAAUAAUCAGCCGGUGAAUGAAAAAUUUUCAUCGCAGAAUUUGAGUAAAUUUCUUCUUCAAAGUAGGUUUUUUUCGAAUGGAUUUAGCGAAUCUAAAUUAUCAGGAGGCUUCCGUGGGGUUUAUCAAGAUAGGAGAUUUACGAAUGCUAUGAUUUUUGCGAGCUCUGGUUCUUCGUUUUGUCGAUAUAUGUCGACUGCGAUUGGUGAAAGCUCGGAUAAGAUGGAGCUUAUAAGCGAUGUCGCUGACGUUCUCACGGACUCCACUGUGCAAGCCAUGGCUUCCCAGGUUCCUGCUGUGAACGAAGUGGCGAUCGCUGCUGCUGAUUCUUUCUUGCCCGUUAAGGCUUUGCAGUAUUUCAUUGAUGCUGUGCAUACUUAUACUGGCUUGAAUUGGUGGGCUUCUAUAGCUCUAACGACUCUUUUGAUUCGUGGGGCAACAGUUCCACUUCUAAUAAAUCAACUUAAAGCUACCUCAAAGCUUACUAUCAUGAGGCCUCACUUGGAGGAGAUUAAGCAACAGAUGCAAGAUAGGGCUAUGGAUCCCACGGCUGUGGCUGACGGUCAAAAGCGGAUGCAGAAGCUAUUUAAGGAAUAUGGUGUCAGUCCAUUUACUCCAUUGAAGGGACUUUUUAUCCAGGGUCCUGUGUUCAUCAGUUUCUUUCUUGCAAUAUCAAACAUGGCAGAAAAAGUGCCAUCCUUCAAAAGUGGUGGAGCCUACUGGUUUGUUGAUCUCACAACUCCAGAUCCUCUUUACAUUCUUCCAGUUUUGACAGGAUUGACAUUCCUAAUAACAGUGGAGUGUAAUAUGCAAGAAGGUCUGGAAGGAAAUCCUAUUGCUGGCACCAUGAAAAAUGUAUCAAGGGGACUUGCUGUUCUUACAGUUCCAUUUACCAUGAGUUUUCCAAAGGCUAUAUUUUGUUACUGGGUUACAUCCAACUUCUUUUCCCUCGUGUAUGGGUUAGUUCUUAAAAAUCAUGGGGUAAAGAAAAUUUUGGGUCUUCCUGAAAUACCCGUUCAGCAGCCCAGUACUGCUUCAAAACCUGCCCCUUUCUCGGUGUUUUCAGCGUUGAAACCACCCUCGGCAGUGACAGAAGAACCUACCUCAUUGCCUGUUGAGUCAUCUAAGGUUUCAGACCGAAAAAUAUCGUCAUCUUCAGUUAUCAGUCAGAGGCUUAGGAGUUUAGAAAAACAAGUAAAGGGAAGAAAGAAGAACAAAAAGAGGUAGGAGAAGUUAGUAAGUUACAAUUUUGAAAGACAAGACUACCAAUUUGACUACUGAAAGAUAAUUUUGUUGCUACUACAUUCCAGUGUAAUAUUCUUUAAACAUUCUUAUGUAAUUUAACUCAAUGAAUGAGGAGUUAUGGUCGUUGAGAGAGUGAGAGAGAGAGAAUUUUUAAUAAAUCAGGUCAAAUUACAAGUGCUUUUGUUUCUGAUUAACAAGUUGAAAAUUUUGUACCGUGCCAUUAUUAACAAAAUGGAAUCUCUUAUUUCCGUGGAGCUGUAUUGCUCUUCCAUGACAGAUACAAAAAUAAAUUAAUAAAGUUUUGGAGGUUUUGGGUUUUA
This is a messenger RNA of Ziziphus jujuba (common jujube), 1818 nucleotides long. Its product is annotated as mitochondrial inner membrane protein OXA1. Gene Ontology annotation, biological process: mitochondrial respiratory chain complex IV assembly; protein insertion into mitochondrial inner membrane from matrix. Bases 164 to 1480 code for a protein of 438 amino acids. The record is from RefSeq and is a predicted model, not a curated record. Gene Ontology annotation, cellular component: mitochondrial inner membrane. The transcript has 10 exons. Gene Ontology annotation, molecular function: membrane insertase activity. NCBI's taxonomy places the organism in Eukaryota, Viridiplantae, Streptophyta, Magnoliopsida, Rosales, Rhamnaceae.